AUGGAUGCUUUGGACGGCUUGUUGCCGAGGCUACACAUCUUGCGCUGCGUGUGCGGCGGAGCAGAGCGACUCCCCUGCGCAAGCCUUCGGGCACUUGCAGCUGUUUCCAAGGGCUGGCACGAGCUGAGCCUUUAUCCGGAGAUCUUGCCCUUCGCACGGCAGCUGCGGUGCCGGUUGCUGACGUCGCAAAAUGUGUGCAAGAGGUCAGGAGAGGUGUGGCCACCUGGUGAAGGCAUGGAGGUGCACCGGACUGGGGCCUCUCAACCACUGGGCGACCACGAUAUGCUUGUCCGAUUCUUCCAUGCCUGCCUGCACCGGGAUUUUUGGGAAGCACGGCAGCUGCGACGGCAGUUGGAUGAGGCCAGAACCGUUGACGCCCUGGUUGAGCUCCUCUCCGAAUUCCGCAGCGCGCACUUUGCAAGACCUGCCGGCCCUGGCGAUGCACCACCACCUGUGUGGUGCUCCGCCGCUGCAGUACUUCCCGGCGGCCGCCUUUCUGUAGUGGGCGGUGGCUGCUACAGCUACGAGCUGGCAAACGCUCAGACGCGGAUGGUGGAAGUGCUUUGGAAUCAGCCACAUGUCUACAUCUUUGACAUCGCACAGCGGAGCUGGUCUCGUCAGCCCACGCAAGGCACACCGCCGCCCAUCGCCCACACUUAUGCAGCUGCUCACACAUUGCUGGGCGACAAGUGGGUAUUCUGGUGUGGUGGGUACUAUGGCCAGGCCUACAACACGGCCUAUAGCCUGGAUGUGCAGACAUGGACUUGGAGAGGUUUGCGGAACAGUUCGGAUCAGGUCCCCACAGCUCGCUACUUCGUGUCCUCCUUUGAGUUCAACGGCGCGCUGUAUGCGUGGGGUGGUCGAAGCUCGCAGAACACCUAUUGCGACGAUCUUUGGCGCCUCGAUCGUUCCCGAGCCCAUCAGGAUGUCAUUCACACUGAUCAAGUCCCGGCAACGGGUAGUCUUCCUCCGGCAAAGUUUGGAGCGACACUUACGAACUGUGAUGACCGCUUCGCUGUGCUUUUCGGCGGCGGCCAGUGGCAAACUGGGGGCCGCUUUCAGUCGGACGCAGACACGUUCUCGCUUGAUUUGGAAACUUUUCAGUGGACGAAGCUGGCGACCUACGGCUUGGAGCCGACGCCCCGUCUACAGCAUUCAGCCCUCAACUUGGGGGGGAACCUCGUCCUAGUCUUCGGAGGCUAUGAACCUCGCCAUCGGCGAUACCUCGGAUUGGAAAGCGCUUCCGUCCUGAACGUCCGCAGUCUGCAGUGGAUGAAGCUGCACAAAGGCCCGGUCCUCCAGGUUGGCUGCGAAGUGAAGGUGAAGAACAUUGGCGAUGGCACAAUCGACGAUGCAACGAUUGUGGGUGGACCAGUGCGGAUGCCUCACCGCGACGUCCAAGGCUGGCGCGUUCGCGACUUGGAUGAAGACGUCCACAUCGUUGCCGUGGACCAGCUGACAGAGGUGUCGGCCCCCAACCACGAUGCCUGGGAGACUGACGAGGAGUCUGCCGAGUUGAUGAACUGGCAUGCGCCUGGAUUGGACGACUUAUCCUACAUCGACAUUCAGGACGAUGAUGGCUGGGUGGUCGGCCAGUUCCCAUGCCGACGAGCAGGCAUGGCUGUGGCCCCUACCGCGGCCCGCGGCUGCCGCUCCUUCUUUAUCUUUGGUGGUGCACAGUACGUGCAUCAGGCCGGCUUUGGUGACAAAACAUGA
Messenger RNA from Symbiodinium sp. CCMP2592, 1716 nucleotides. The record is from the annotation of a GenBank genome assembly. Lineage: Eukaryota; Dinophyceae; Suessiales; Symbiodiniaceae.